AUGGUCGAUUCGCGAUGCCAUUCCUUCGAGGAUAUUCCCUCAAUUCGCAACCACCGUGCUUCACUGACGUGUUCAUCUCAAUCUGAAUCUUCAGACGAUGGAAUACUAACUGGACUAACCGCAUGUUUUGCAACGAUCAACCUUACGCUUCAUGAACUGCACAAUACCUCUCAAAUAUCACUGACCCACCUUCCAGCGGACAACCGUCCCAAUACUCCCCAUCCACUACUCAAGGAAAACAGAAUUACAACCCCCAGCUCUCCUGAACGCGGUCGAACGAGGAACAGAGUAUCUCCAAAUGGCGAUGUGCCUCGUGGAGCCUUUCGCAGUCCUUCAUCUCCUGAUCGGUUCAUCCCAAAACGGGAGUAUAUGGAUCCUCCCUCAACGCCGUUCCGUAAAGAUUUCUGCGGAGACGUGCUCCUGGGCAUGACCCUUUUCUUCCAGUGGCUCGCCGACCUCCAAAUUUCCCGGGGCAGAAAUCAAUUCCUACUCGUCUCCGCCAGCGGCCUCAUCAGCGACCUGGUCUCAGUCACAGGGUCAAUGUUCCUGGGAGGCGAUCGGACUGAUUUCUUGAGACAAGUCAGCUCUGGCUCUGUCUGGGGUGUCGGUGGUAUCUUGGCUAUUCCAGCGGAUUCCUCGGCGACGGUGUCAAAUGGUUCACGGAAUGAUGCAGGAAGAGGGACCAUGGCACCGAACUACGUUGCCAGAUUCCUUCCCAGAAGGACUGCCGCUGAUGACCAUAACAAGCACGAGUCGCGACUUGCCCUUGCAUUGGACAUUGACCCCACAGGAAGACUCCUUGAGACUUCUGUUGCAUGUACGGAAAACCACCUUCGCCCAACAUCGAAGGAUCAUGAGCGGUAUGCACCUUUCGUAUGGAAGGAUAAUGCUUGGAAGAAGGCCGAGAAAGACAAUUGGCCGCCCACUCGAGUCCGACGACCGGAAAUUGUUCCGCCCAAGCCUUUCCGUAUCUUGGAUGCGCCUUUUCUUCGUGACGACUUUUAUUGCUCGACCCUGGCCUACUCAUUCACCUCAGGAAUUCUUGCCGUUGGCCUCGCGCAAUUCGUUUACCUAUGGUCAGAAGGCAUUUCUGUGAACCAUCCCCCGUUUGGCGAUGUUCACCCAUCAAACUAUGUGACAUCUCUGUCGUUCUCAUCUGAGAGUGGUGGUCGAAGCAUCUUGGCGGUCGGUCGCCAAUCUGGUCAAUUGACGCUCUGGAGCGUUUUUGAUAGUACGGUCCGCUUCGAGCUCAGUCAUCCUUACAGCAUCUCGUGCGUGACAUUCAAUUCUCGGACUAAACGCCGCAGCUCUGGACGAUUUCCCGGCUUGGAGGUUGACGCAGAAGAGCUCGUGGUUGGUGACGAGAUGGGAAAUGUGUGGUAUUACUCGGUCGAAUGGCCAGUCAUUCAAAAUAAGUGGAGCUGGACCGGUUCCAUGACACUACUGGCCAAGAUUAUCGCCCAUACCCAGCAAGUUUGCGGUCUGGCAUGGUCCCCUGAUCAGCGAUAUCUAGCUACUGGUGGCAAUGACAAUGUUUGUCUGCUCUUCGAUCUCCAGGAACUUAUCCCUGCACCCGUUCUCAACCACUCAGCAUAUAGUCCUGCCUCUUCAAGUCUGGGCAGUUCUCCGGAUUCAAUGACCUUCCACGCAUUCCCAUGCCUGAAUAUCAGAAACACUCCAGGCAUCAAUUGGGGGAUACUGCGAUUGUUCAACAGGGAGCACGUCGUCAACCAACUCUUACCUUCGCGGGCACAUCCCCCAACGAUCAGAAUCUCCGCAGCAUCUCCAGUCCUUAGCAAUUUGGGAACCCUCAUCUCGGGACUCGGAAAAACGGUGAUCAUUCCACCAAACCGUCAGAAGUAUCGCUUACAACAUGGCGCAGCAGUAAAGGCAAUUGCCUUUGCGCCCUGGCAACCAACACUACUCGCAACCGGAGGGGGAUCCAACGACCGGGCAAUCCACUUUUUCCACUCCAGAACCGGAGUCUGCCUAGCAACAAUCAACGUAUUUGCACAAGUAACGAGUCUCAUCUGGAGUCAAACCCGGCGUGAAAUAGCCGCAACCUUCGGAUACGCCCAACCAGAACAUCCUUUCCGAAUCGCAGUUUUCGCCUGGCCAAGCUGUGCACAAGUUGCAGUUAUCCCCUGGGGACCGUACGGAAGCAGUUGGGACGGACAUGAGCGCGACGUCCCGAGUUACGACUGCGGGCGAGCUUUAUGCGCUGUUGGAUAUCCUGGCCGGAAAUCUCGCCUUUCGAUUCCUGCUAAGGAAGAUGAUAGCAGCAUUAUUGGCGAAACAUCUUCUUCAUACGCCGCUUCUCCUAGGUCUUCUACAUCAAACGGCCCACAGUCCUCCUCGGCAAGUGGAAGUCAAGCAGACUUCCCGGCCAGGAGAGACCGGAUGACAGUUCAGCCAAAGGAAAAAGAAGGCGGGAUGUGGUGCACACGAACGAUCGAGGAGGGAUGUAUUAUUGUCGCAUCGAGUGAUCAGACUGUUAAGUUCCAUGAGAUUUGGACUGGGUGUCGAACGAGCGUUGGGUCGGCUAGUGGGUUGUUUGGGGGUAGUGAUAUCCUAGAGAGUAUGGAGGGUAUUGAGAAAUCCGGCAGUGAAGUCAUUCGCUAG
This is a messenger RNA of Penicillium cosmopolitanum, 2622 nucleotides long. RefSeq names its product WD40 repeat domain-containing protein. Gene Ontology annotation, cellular component: anaphase-promoting complex. The coding region runs from base 1 to 2622 and encodes 873 amino acids. Lineage: Eukaryota; Fungi; Ascomycota; Eurotiomycetes; Eurotiales; Aspergillaceae. Gene Ontology annotation, biological process: positive regulation of anaphase-promoting complex-dependent catabolic process; positive regulation of ubiquitin protein ligase activity; anaphase-promoting complex-dependent catabolic process. The transcript is spliced from 3 exons. The record is from RefSeq and is a predicted model, not a curated record. Gene Ontology annotation, molecular function: anaphase-promoting complex binding; ubiquitin ligase activator activity; protein binding.